AUGGGAGAAACAACUAACAGAUUUUUAUUCCUUUUUUAUAAAUUCUUUACCUUAGCCCUGUUCAUAUGGACAUGGAAGUACUCCGAUAAGUCUGUCCUCGAUUCCUCCACUGUCAAAAAACGCGCGCAAAAUGUAAGCUCACUGAGCGGACGACCCAACAGAUUGCUCUGCAAAGGGCCCACUGCCAUAGCCAAGGACGAGUCAGAAAAUAAAAAGUUAAAAGAUAGAGUUAUAAAAGUAUUGAAUGAAGAUGAAAGUAGUCUUGGUAAAAUGCUAAACAACCUAGUGCAUGAUGCCAAUUUCCAAAAAGAAUUUAAUUCAUUAUUACUUGACAAGGGAUUCGAAAAACAGUUUAACGAAUUAGUUAGCGACACAAGUUCGGAAGGAAAUCAAUCCAGUUCUUUACAUUCAUUGAGUACUUACGAUGGAGGUGAUUUAACUCCUAUAGGUUUCGCUGACUACCCUGAGCCAUUUAAUUCAACGACAGGUAGCCAAAUUCUAGAAACAGAUUUCUCUUCUCAAAGUUAUGAUGAAAAUUUGAAGAAAACGUUUCACUCAACAAUAUCUACCCAAGAAAUUCCACAAGCGUUAAAUCAGGAAUCAAAAAGAUUCGGUAGCGUUGAACAACUUAUAGACGAAAUAAAGAAAGUCGAUAAUGUGGAAAAGAUGAUUGAGAUAUUGAAAUUUUAUGAAAAUAUGGAAGCUCUUGUUAAGUUAGCUGAAAAAACAGCAGCAACUCAACAAGUGCCCGAAAAUUCGGAGAUCAAGGAACAAGUACAAUCUGAAUUGGAAUCUGCAACACAGGCUGAAUUGGAGUCUCAACUACAAGCACAGUUGCAUGCCCAAUUGCAAACGCAAGUUAAACAAGCUCCACCUAGAAAAAAGAUAAUCAAGGGAAAAUCGGUAUUCGGACGUAUAAAAAAAAUGUUUAAAAAGCUAGAUAAGAAGUACGAAGACCAUUUGCAGAAACUCUUGACAACUAAUUAUAGCUUUCUCAUUAAGAAUGGAAAAAUGGCAAGAUCAAAAUACUACCUCGACAUUUUGUUAGCCUUUUCGCCACUCAUUUUUGGUGGUAUCGUUUUGUCCAUUUUUAUACAUUAUUUUUCGUACUCAACCAUCCUUCCUGCCAGCGUAUUCGCUCUCAGUUCCUUGUUUUACUUCUUGUUCAAGUUGUGGAACUGCAAGCGUAUAUGCAAAGGACCAGGCAGAUUUAAGUUCCGCCAAAAGUACAAGGACGUCAUCAACGUUUUGAAGAAGUAG
This is a messenger RNA of Plasmodium cynomolgi strain B, 1260 nucleotides long. RefSeq lists its product as hypothetical. The transcript has 2 exons. The record is from RefSeq and is a predicted model, not a curated record. Bases 1 to 1260 code for a protein of 419 amino acids. NCBI's taxonomy places the organism in Eukaryota, Apicomplexa, Aconoidasida, Haemosporida, Plasmodiidae.